Molecule: messenger RNA, 1422 nt
Organism: Aspergillus novofumigatus IBT 16806
Lineage: Eukaryota; Fungi; Ascomycota; Eurotiomycetes; Eurotiales; Aspergillaceae
Product: Zn(II)2Cys6 transcription factor domain-containing protein
Exons: 3
Coding region: 1-1422 (473 amino acids)
Biological process (GO): regulation of transcription by RNA polymerase II
Molecular function (GO): zinc ion binding; DNA-binding transcription activator activity, RNA polymerase II-specific
Source: RefSeq, a predicted model, not a curated record
AUGGAGAUCGAAUACACCCAACAUCUCUCCUACGGCUGCUCCCCACUCCAUCUCCCCGGCGAAGACUUGCUCUCUGCUGCUACGACACCGACCCUCCCGGCAGAUGCCAUAUCGAAGGCUUCAUGCCCACAACCUCCAGCGAAUCGUCUGAAACGACCCCAUAGAAAAUCUCGUCAGGGAUGUUUAAACUGCAAGAGUCGGAGAAUCAAGUGUCAAGAAACAAAACCAGCAUGCAUGAACUGUAUACGAAGAGAUCUAGCCUGCGUCUACCCAACUAAAGGAGACACAAGAUGGCGACUAUUGAUAGCGGAUCGAGCUCAGACACAGAUACCCAGAGAAUCGCCCAUCGCCUCACCAUCUCCUCGAAUUUCCACCUCCGCUGUCACCGUUGACGACCUGCGCUUUUGGCAUCAUUACCUUGUUGAUGCGCGGCCGGGCCUCCCCAUUGGAGAUGAGGGCACCUGGUCCUCGCAGAUACCCAUCUUUGCCCACGAUUGCCCCCAUCUCCUCCAUGCAUUGCUUUCACUCGGCGCAUCAUACUGCUCCCUGGCGAGUCCACAAGGAUACCAAUACGCUCCCCUUGUUAUUGCGCAUCGUGGCAAGGCCCUCAAAGCCCUCGGCGCCAUCCUUGCUAAGGGAGACAAUUGCACCAUUACUGAAGUGGACAGUGCUCUAGCGACAUGCUAUGCACUAACUUUUCAAGCCCGCCAUAUGAGUGAUGGUGUUAUUGACUUCGCGGUCAUGGUGCGCGGCUGCAGUAUUAUGACAAACUGGUAUUUCCGCCACGGUCGAAAGAGCAAUAUCUUCAGUUGUCUACAGACUCAGGAACAGACGAUGCAAACGACGACCCUACCGUGGGACCCACAGGCCCUGAAGGACCAGCAUACCAUAACCAGGUGUAUAGCAGCCCUGGAUAAGCUACAACCGUUUCUGCGGACAAGUGGGCAUCAUAUCUUCUAUAAUGCACUACGGCUGUGUUACGAGUCGUUGCUUAUCUCAUACCGACGUGCAUUUAUUCGGCUCACAAUGAUCUACGUCUCAUGGUCAUGCAUGGAUAACUCAGAGUUUCAGACAUUGAUCGCACCUCAAAAUUAUAUAUCACGGGCACUAUUUAUGCAUUAUGUCACUAUCGAUUCAUUCAUGCGCCCGCUAUAUGCCAGGCUUAGCCUCACAAGGAAUCUCCAGUCUAAAGGUGGGCACUUCCUACUCUAUCGGUGGGCCGAGAAUAUUUAUGAGGGGCUCCCAGAGUCAAUACGGGGUUUGGUCUAUGAUCUGUACCAAUGCUUUCUUCUAGACUUGAUAUCGGAUAUUGCUCUUAGUAGAGCUUAUUUUCCGCAGUGGAAUCAUGAGCUUGGCAGGUUUGUUGCGUUGCUGCGCAAUCGAAUACCAAGUGAUGUUUUGGAUUGGCAUGAUAUUCGUUAG